AUGGCUUCUAUACACCAUAACUAUGACCAUUUCCAUGACCAUGACUAUGAUUAUGACUAUGACCAUGACUAUGACCAUGACCAUGACUUUGACCAUGACUAUGACCAUGACCAUGACUAUGACCAUGUCCUUGGUGCAUCUUCUAUUUCAGUGACAUCCAUUGACCCUCUGGAAUUAAACUUUGAUACCGCAAACUUGCUCGACGAUUUUAUUGACCCUAUUGCUCAAUCAAAAUCGCUUCAACAGAUGCAAUCGCUUACUCCUCCGGAUUUCAACGACCAGUUGGUCUAUUCAUCUCUCUCUGACAAUUCUCCUCUAUCUGUGACCUCCGCCUCUAGUGAGAAUUCUGCAGCUCUCGCUUCUUCAUAUUCUCCUUCGUCCGCAUACUCCACUUCCAAACCUCCUUCAACGGCAAGUUCCCUUAACUCAAUCUUCUCCUUUUUCACAGAUUCUCAACCUUCUCGUGCUCCAGAUUCAUUCGACCUUUUUUCCUACACUUCUCCCUUCAAGGAUGAACCCGCAAUUGCUUCCGUUGAAACUGCUACUACUGUUUCCACCGAGCCUGCUGCCAUUUCUGCUCCUUCUACUGCAUUUCUACCCGAGUUUUCAGACCCUUUCGUCUCCAAUUCUUCGACUCUAUCUCGGGCCACCCCUCCAAUUGUUCACAAAUCGCCCGUCCUUAAAUCCCAAUCUUCCUCAUCAUCAAUUGACCCCUAUUUAUUUGUUUCCAAGACACUCAAUUUGAAUGCAGGUGUCUCUCCAGACGAGCUUACUUGUGAUCAGGGAAACCUGAGUCUUCCUGCUCUCUCGCAUAGAAAGUCCCUUUCGACUACAGUGGAUAAAGCUUCAGCACUUUCUGCUCCUGUUGCGUCCCCCGUGAAAAAUCAUCACGGUGUCCAUUCUAUCAAUGGUAAGCGUAUUAGUGAUUCUAGGCUCUCACUAGCGCAACUAGCAGUCGUUUUAAACCUCGGGGGAAAAAUCGAAGAGACCUCCAAAAGAGAAAAGCAGAUUCUAGCCAUUCUUAGAGACGAAUUGCAAUUCCCCCUAGGCGAAAAGACCUGGAUUCGUGAUACCCCAGUAAAUGUGAGAGAGAGAUUGAUGGACGAACUAUACGUCCGUGUUCAGGAACGUUUUAAUUAUGGCUAUAGCCAGGAUACACUAAGUGUCGUGGUCAGAAGAGCUAGUUAUUACCUUAUGCAAGGACGCUUGAGAAGGGAGAGAAGACUCUACCGCAAAAAAAACUGUGAAGGUACUACGCUUCCCGGCACUUGCAGUGAAAGUCGAUCUUCCUCGCGUCCUCCUGGUUCCAGCCCCGAAAAGGCCAUAAAUCUUACCCAUUAG
Messenger RNA from Brettanomyces nanus, 1341 nucleotides. RefSeq lists its product as uncharacterized. NCBI's taxonomy places the organism in Eukaryota, Fungi, Ascomycota, Pichiomycetes, Pichiales, Pichiaceae. Bases 1 to 1341 code for a protein of 446 amino acids. The transcript has a single exon. The record is from RefSeq and is a predicted model, not a curated record.